AAAGUAAUUAAACUUAUAGUUUAAAUUAAAAUUCAAAUACAUUUUUUAUACAAUGUGUUCAUUUUAUAAUUUUUGGAAGGAAGAAUGUGGUUUUACCAUAAAAUGUUAACGAGUGCGCAAGUCAUCGCAAAAGACGCAGUUUAGAUUCUUGCAUUGAAACGCAUGCACGUCUAAAUAUUGCAUUCGAAUGAAAAUUUGAAUUUUAUUCCAAAAUACAAAUAUAUAGACGCAAUUCAUUACAAUAGAAGCAAUCUUUAAAAAAAGUAUUUUAUUCCUUAACAUUUUGGAUAACAUUAAUUCAAAUUAGGAAAAUAUUUGCAAUUAAUGAAAGAGAUCCGCUCUAUAUAGCGGAAGUCAAGUACUUGACAACUUUUUUAAAAAAAUUGAUUAUCAUAUUCUUAAGUGAUAAAAGUGUAUUAGAAGAUUUUUCAAAAAUGUAGUGGAAAAAUUGUUGGCGCAAAAUUAUGUUUUCAAGAAAUAAAACAAAUAUGCAAAAUUCUGAUAAAUCAAAUUUUGAAUUAGAUAAAGCACACAAUCAAGAAUUGAUUAGAGACGAGCCUCAAAAUUGGAAUUGUUCAUUCUGUACUGGACAGAGUAAUAGGAACAUUUUAAACACUAAUGAACAUUUGCUGAGACCUUCAACAUCGUUUCAGCAUGGUGUGACUUUGUUCGAACCUGAUGCUGCUUUCAGCAAUGGGUUUUCGAUACAGGGAAAUGCGCCUUAUGGGGCGCUGCCAACAAACUUCUACUGGAACAAUAAUCAAGAAUUAUUGCUAACACAUAAGGACUUACUGAAACCAAAUACAUACAACACAGUAAAUCCAAUUUCAAGCAUUGUCACAAAUUCUUGUGGUAUCAACGACGGCUUUGCGGAACAAGCUUACAAUUAUCGAACAAGAUCUGACUUAGUCCCUAAUCAAGCAGAGGAAGCAAAUUUUUCUCAUUCCAUUACGCCAUUUUAUUCUAAUUCAAAAUAUAUUCUAGAAAAGAAAAGUGAAAAAUCUAUUUCACCAAUUGCUACGUCUUCGACAAAAAGUCAAAAUAUACAAGAAAUUUGUAUUUUAAAUUCUCCUAAUUGGAUUAAUAUUUCCCCUAAAGCUCAAGAAGUUGAGAAAAAUUUAAGUUUAUCAAAAUUUUAUGACUAUUCAGACAACAUUAUUUCCAGCAACGAUAAAAAUUCAAAAAAUCAGAAAUUCACAAUUAGUGAAUCAAAUCAAAACGAAAUUAAUAAAAAAUUGACGUUAAAUUUACUCAAAGGCACUGCAGAUUUUAAUGUUACGAAUUGUGACAUUGACAAAAUACUGAAAUUAGACACUCAAACAUUAAACAAUUUAUUUACUGACAAUACGGAAAGAAGGAUUUUUGAGGCAUUCGAAAUGUCGGGACAAUAUCCUGGUCACAGUCGGCCACCAGUUGGCACACCUCCUCCGCAAACUGUCUGGAAUCAUCUUACAAUGACUCAAGGACAAGGAUUGAAUAUACAUCCAACAGCAUUGUCCGGUGCAUCGUUAAAUCCAGCGGGAUUUUAUACACAUCCAUCUAUGGCACGAGCGUCUCAUUUAACACCUCAACUUACGCCUCAAUUGGCGCAUACUCAGGCUCCACCUACGUGGCAUACACCAACAGUACCAGCAAAAACAAUGACACCAUCAAAUACAGCUGGCAAUCCUUUAUUCAGCCUUCAAAUGUUAGUUGACAAUCGACAAAAUCAAAAUCAGUACAGAAAUGCACCAGGCGUUCAAAGUACACUUGAUCUAUCGGCAACAUCUGAAAUGGCAGAAAAUUAUUCUCGAAUACCUCAAGAUAUUCCCAUUAGCUUAACUGCCCGCAGUAUAGAUAAGGGCAGUCGAAAUGGUAAUAUAAUUUCACCACCAAUACCAUUGAAUGGUGACACAUCAUGUGACAGUGGUAUUAGUUCCUCAGUUCCAACACCUAAUUCACUUAUUGAGCCAGUAUCACUAUCGACAAAGGAAAUAAUUACACCUAAAAUAACAGUUAAAAAUUUCGAAAGUAAUCUUAAGGGCGUCUCGAAUCUUCAUGAUAAAAUAAAGGAGAGCAGUAUUGACAGUUUUGUGCAAAAAGUUAUCAAUCUACCUCCAAAUGUGACAAUUGAGAGAGUAACGUCGGAUAAUAAAAAAGAUACAGAAGUGACAAAAUGUAAAGACACAUUAAGCGUUAUUGCACAAGUGCCAAGAAACGUAAUGCCAGUUAUUGUCAAUCUUACUUCAAAAGAUAAAGAUGUAAUUGAUAGUCCUAAUAGAGAAUUAUCGUUGGAUUGUGAUAGAAGAAUGGAGGAUAUGAGUGUGAGAUCACCAAAAACAUCAUUGAAACGUAGUGGAAAGAAAGGUGUUGAUUCACUUUUGGAGAAAUUGGAAAGUGGUAAUAAAAAGCUUGGCACGGAAAAUAUUGGUUCUGUUAUUGUUACUCCAUUAGAGGAAAAGGAUACGGGUAGUGUAAAGAGUAUGUCGCCGGAACGACAAAUAUCAAGGUCACCAAAUCGUGAUGAAGAUGUUAUUUCACCAUUUAGUAAUGAAGACUCUAAUGAUAAUACUAAACAGCGAAGGAAACGAAAAUUAGAAAAGCCAGUAAGACUUAGUAAGGAUUCAAAAACAGAAGUUGAAGAUAUGGAAUUAGAGCCAACAGAACCCACGGAAUCAAGGAGUUGUGAGAUUAAUUUGCCAAUGGAUCAUACUCCAUUAUUGAUUAAUGAACGAAUUGUUAAUAGAACAGAACAAAAAAUUGAUGAAAAAACAGAAACACCAAUAAUGGAUAAUAAAAUUGAGGAGAGUGUGAAAAAUGUUGUUGAGAAAGUUGAUAAAAAUUUAGAACAAAGAGUAGAUGAGAAAUUAGGUGAGCGAAUGGAUGUAGAUUUAGAUGAAAAAAAUGAAGAAAAUCAACCAGUUAGAAGGCGGAGAUGUAGUGAGGGACCAACGCUAAGUCCAGUUGUUAAUCAAAGAGUUAGGAGAAAAUCAAGUGAUGAUGUUACAGAUUUUUCAAAAGUAACAAGUCCAAAAGUAACUGGCAAUGCGAAUCCUUUUAAUGAAGUUGAAUCAGAAUUGGAAAAAAUGUUUGCAGGUAUUGUUGAGACAAGUGAAAAACAAGAACCGAAACUUGAAGAUGAAGAGAAAUCGGACAAUAUUCUAAAGUCGGAGAAUGCAGAUAAUAUUGUGUCUACAAGUAAUAUGCAAAGUACAAGUUUAGCUGAUGUAUCAUCAUCAGUGGAGACAAAAUCAACACCCAAGAAAACUAAGAAAGGUAGAGUUCGAGCUGGUAAGAGAAAAGCUGUCAAAUCCGAUAAUGUUGGUCAAGGUGGUGGUGAAUUGAAAGACGGUAAAAGAGGCAAGGCAACGAAGGGAAAUAAAAAACAAGAGAGUUCCAAGAAAAAUGUGAAAAAGACUACAAAAGUUGAGGGCUUAAGAGAAGUGACAUAUGAUUCUGGAUCUAAUGCAAGUUCGAUUAGAUCACGUGGACCUGUUGUUCAUGUCGAGGGACCACGAGACAGUCCAUUAAGUAUUCAAGUUGUUAAUGUUCCUCGCGAAGAAGAAGAAGAGAAAAGUAAAGAAAAACGAAAAAAUUUGGGAAAUGGAAACGCAGGUCGAAGUAAGAGGCUCAGUCAUCAAAAUGAUCUUGACUAUCGGGGGAAGGUUAACAAAGCCGGUCUUUUUAGUUCUACACUAUCAUCAAGAUACGACGCACAUACAACAGAUUCAACAUGGGUUUGUGUAUUUUGCAAACAGGGUCCACAUUCUGUUGUUCCUGGUGAUCCUUCAAGGCCACACCCCAAUUUAGCAGGUCCUCACAUAGCACCUGGAUCGUAUAUUGUUCCAGCUGGUGUUUUGAGUGAUUUAUUUGGUCCAUAUUUGAUUGGCAAAGAACGUUUGGAGGAUGGAAUUUUAUCUGCAGAUGAGCAGGAAAUUAUGAUUGAGCAAAAGAAAGGUGGGAAAAAUAAACGGAGUUUAAGGCACGCAGGACUGGCUGAUCAAUUUACUGCUAAAAUGAGUAAGAAAAAAAGAAACUCAAUAGAAAAUAGUAAUGCUAAUACUGUGUUUACGGGCAUGACAUUAAUUCCUGGUGAAGAACAACGUUGGGAAGUUUGGCUUCAUGAACAAUGUGCAGUUUGGACAGCUGGUGUUUAUUUAGCAGGCGGACGAGUCACAGGUUUACAAGAAGCAGUUUGGGAUGCUGCAAAGUCAGUUUGUGAAGCUUGCGGUUUGACUGGAGCAAACAUUGGUUGUGUAAAACGUGGUUGCAAGGCUGUUAUACAUUAUCCUUGCGCCUUAACAAAAAGCUGGCUUCUCGAUACUAGUGACUACAUACCUAAAUGUAAUAUUCAUCGAGUAACGUGAAAUUUCGGUGAGUUUCUAAUCAAUUUUUAAUUUGAGGAGAAAGGAAAAAAUCAUACUUGCUGCACACAAGGCUUUUGAUGGAUUUUGUUGUUUUGAUGAAGAGUAAGAGAUUUAAGAAACGUAUAAUAAGGUCGAGAAUUACGUUUUGACUGAAAAUCGCCUUACAAAAAGAGGUAGGGGUGGGGAUCGUUUAAACCAGCGACGUUUAAUUUAAAAAAUCCAUUAAAAAAAAAAAAAAUAAAAUUCGUACUUCACGUUUAGUGUACACACAAAAACAAAAUUUUGUUUGUUUUUGUAAUUAUGUCACUCAUGAAAUUGUGUAACAUAUUUCUCAUUGAUCGUGAUCACGUCGUGUAGAAUGUCAAAAUUAUGCGUCGUAAGAAAUAAUUGAUGAUUUUUCAAUUUGGCAUAGGCCUCGUUGUAAGAUAAAGUGAAAAACAAGAAAUCUUCAAUUUUUUUUUUUGAAGGAAAGUUGUAUACAUUUUGAAAAUAGUUUCUGAGAUCAGUUUUUUGGUAAUCAGCAAAUGUUAAAUGUACACUAGUUCUAGGUCUUUAUUUUGAAAAAAUUUUGAAAAAAUUUUUGAAAAGUUUUAAGUAAAAUAAAAUUUAAUACAAUCGUUUAGAAAUUGUUUUACAUAUAUUAAAAUAUAAACUUUUCAAAAUUAGACACCAUUAAUUUUUAAUAAUUAUUAAAUGAAAACGCCUAUAAAACGAUUAUUUUUCAUUUUAUAAUUAUUAAUGCAAAAAAAAAAAUAUAACAUUAUUUUUUGUCGCUUUGUGGCCUUGAACAGUGUGGCCUUUUGAGAAAUCAUAAAAAUUUAUACUUUGUUGAAAGUAUGAACCAAUCAAUGAAAAUUUUUUAAAUUUUCAACAAUUUAUUUUGUUUAAUCCAUACAAUAUAUCUUAAAAUAAAAAACUUAUAAAUACAAAGAACAGUGUAUAUAAUGUUUGUAAGAAAGAAAUGAUCUCAGAAAUUUGAAUACAAAAUUUUGAGCAUGUAAUAUUUAUUUUGUAAAUACGGUCAGAUAUUGGACAAAUUUAGCUUGAAAUACUCUAUAGAUUUUUUUUUUAAAUUGAUUAUAUCUGCAUAUAAAAAAAUUUUUUAAAUCACAAGUGAAAACAAAAUUUACAUUUCACUAGAUUUUUUUUUUUUUUUGCAUAACUGUAUCUUAUGUUGUUUUCAUCUUAAGGUACAGAAUUUUUUAUAUAUAUUUUAAAAGUGUUUUUGUUUAAAGAAAUUGUCUUUUUGUCCGAAGAAAAUUGAUAUAUAUAUUUUUAUUUUUCAAGCGAUUAAUUCUCAGAAUAUACAAUUGAUUUUUUUUUUCAAAUAGUUUACCAAUUUUUUUUUUUUUUUUAUUUUGUAGCCUUUUAAAGACCAGUGAAUCACAUAAUAAUUAGAUUAGUUAUUGUUGAUUUAAUCAUUCAUAUCAUUAUGGUAGAUUUUGCGAGUGUGUAAGAUGAUUUUUUUUCUGCAAACAAAAUUGUAUGCAAUUGCCUAGGAACAUAUAUGAUUAAAAUAUAGCUAAGAAAAGGAAAAAUUGUAAAAAACAAACAUAAAAUCCUAAUGUACAUAUUGCGUAGACAGAAAAAUAUAUAUAAAUAUGAAAGGUAUAUGUUACAGUUUUUCCAAGAGCACACAGAGUAUGAUGAUUUCUGUUUUUUGACUUUUGAAGUGAAACACUAUCACCUUUGAUUUCUUCUAAUUAUAACUUAUUUUCUUAUUUCUAUUUAAAAAAAAAAAACUCUUAUACGUAGAAAUCGAGGUAGUGCUUUUGGGAAAUAUUCUUCUUCAAAAAAUAAAGGCGUCCGAAAAUUACGCUUGAGGGGUUAAAUUUUAGAUUUAAGAAUCGCGAGUAUGAAAUAUUAAAAGUACGAUGAACUUUUUUGUACAUAUGAUACGUACAUAGCAACAAAUUUAUGUAUAAAAGAUUAACGAGGAAGCGUAAAUUUAGAUGCAUAAUAUCAGUUUUAAAUGUAGAGAAAAAAAAGAAACAAGGUGUACUUCGACGAGGGGGGGGGAAGAUGUAAAAGAUUUUCUAUUUGCAAGACAUAUGAUUAUGAAUUAUGUGUUCUUAAUUAUUUAAUUUUCCCAAUUAACAAAACAAACAGCAGCCAAAAAAAAGAAAACAUUACUGUUAGAAUUAUUAAGUAAAACAAGAAGUAACCAAACGUUUACAUUCUUUGGUCAUGUGUGAAAGGGAAUAAAAUUCUAUUUUAAAAGUAACAUUGUAAUUUUAAUUAAUAAUUGUGAUAAAAAUGGGAAAACUAUCUGAUCAAAAGUGACAUGUCUAUAAAAUUUUGCGUUCGGUUAACUGUGUUAUCGAAAAAUUUUCUUUCUUUACAUAUUAACAAUAAAAAAAUUUUCAAUUGUUAAGAAAAAAAAGUUAAGGUUGUUUUUCACAUGCAUUGUAAAUCAUCAAAAAUAGAAUUAUAUUUUUACUUUUUUCUGAAAAUUAGUAAACCAAACGAAUUUGGCUUGUAAAUUGCUGUGGCCCAAAUAGCUAAAUAAUUAGAAAGCCUUAUUUAUUUGUAAAAAAAAAAAAAAGUGUCAUGAAAAUUUGUAAAAUAAUAAGCAUCGAAAGUCAGAUAGGUGAAGAAAAAAAAAAUUAUCUAACGACGCUGACCAAGACGAUAGAUGAGACGUGAAACAAAACAAAAUUAAUCCUAUAUUGUGAAUAAAUAGUAGAACAAUUUUAUUUCCAUCAGUCACACUUGACUUUAGGAAAAGGUUUUUUUCUGUCCUUUACACUCUGCAGAUUUAUUAAAGCAUCAUACGCAUUUUCGUGACCUGGUUUAAUAUUAAAACGAUCAGUAAAGAUGUUGCAAGAUGUUGCUUUCUCUCUAUCUGUUUAAUUACAUAUGUGGAAUGAUAGGUCCUUGUGGAUCAUAUCGAGAUUUAUACAAAAAAAAAAAACGAUACCACUACGUAUACAUCUUUGUGUAAAAUAAACAUAAAAAAUAAUAAAACGAUAUAAAUCGAAAAA
Leptopilina boulardi is the source of this 7330-nucleotide messenger RNA. RefSeq lists its product as uncharacterized. Gene Ontology annotation, cellular component: nucleus. Gene Ontology annotation, biological process: regulation of transcription by RNA polymerase II. Bases 465 to 4346 code for a protein of 1293 amino acids. The transcript has 8 exons. The record is from RefSeq and is a predicted model, not a curated record. Lineage: Eukaryota; Metazoa; Arthropoda; Insecta; Hymenoptera; Figitidae.